This is a messenger RNA of Laccaria bicolor S238N-H82, 408 nucleotides long. RefSeq lists its product as uncharacterized. Lineage: Eukaryota; Fungi; Basidiomycota; Agaricomycetes; Agaricales; Hydnangiaceae. The record is from RefSeq and is a predicted model, not a curated record. The transcript is spliced from 3 exons. The coding region runs from base 1 to 408 and encodes 135 amino acids.
AUGCAGUCGUCUAGGUCCUCAAUGCAGCCUCCCUCAUACCAGAGUACUGUGGACGGCAGGAUCGAGUCCCAAGGUCCGAACUCGAACUCCUCUUGCCAUCAAGUCAGCUCAAACUUCGGACGAGGGGGUAACUUCUCCAACAGAGCUCGUUCAGCCGAACGCGAACCAUUACUGCGACAACGAUCAGCAUCAAGCCCUCGCCGUCGUUCCUGGUCCCCUAAGCCAGCGCUGCUCAGCGAAAGCAAAAUAACACUCAUCUUUGCGGCUCUAGCUCUUUUCAUCAUUGGCCUCCUCCUCGGAUCCACCAUCACAUACUCUGUAUCUACUGACCACCUCGACCCCAUCGUGCGGGACCGCAUCCGCGCUAAAUGGGAGAUUGAAGUUAACCAGCACAGCGACCUACACUAA